AUCCGUGUCAAAAUCACAUUACAAAACAUAACCUAGAAUUUGUACCAGAAAUUAUAAAUUUUCCAAUAAAAAUGGUGUAGUGAAAUUAUUGCACACAAUAAGCAAUUCAAUUAUAAUGUCCCAAACAAGACUUUUCGUCGGAAACCUUCCUAACGAUUUUGAAGAAAACGAGCUGCGCUCUGUGUUCUCUAAAUUUGCAGAAGUAACCAACUUAGAUAUUAAAUCUAAACCUGCAGCAGAAAAUGAAACAUCUAAAUUUGCAUUCGUUACAAUAUCCGGCGCUAAUAAUGAUGUUGAAGCUUGUAUCAGAUACUUCGGUAAUACAGAUUUUAACGGCAGCAAACUUUAUGUGACCAGAGCUCGAGAGAGCUUUCUUGAACGAUUGCAAAGGGAAAGACAAGAAAAGGAACAGAAAGAUGCAGAAAAGCACAAGAGCCACAAGGAACCAUCAAAAAAACAUCCUGUUAUUAAAUUAGGCGAAGGAUUUAACCCAAGAAAACGGAAAAUUGAUAUUAACCAAAAUGGAAUCCAGCCGAUUAGAAAUAUCAAGGAACACCAUGACCAUAAAGUUAACAUCCAUAAACCACCUGGUGAUGGACCUUUCAAUAAAGAACAAGCGGUAUCUGCAGAAGACAAAAAGAAACUAGAAUCAAGCAAGAAGAGAAUGGAAUCCAUGAUGAAAAAACGACAAGAAUUUAAAAGUAAACAACAAAUAAUCAAAACGGGAUUGAUAGACAUUGAUAAGAAACCCAAUAAAAAACUAAGAUUUUCUGACACAGAGGAUGAUCUACAAGAAUGUGCCAAACACCCUCAACAAAAAAAGCAAGCAAAGAAAAAUACACUUUUUGAUGAUGAUGAGAGUGAUGGAGAAGUUAACUUUGAAAUAAAAAAGCAGUAUGAAGGCAAGAAAGGACAGAAGGUUUUAGAUUUACAAUCGAGGUACAAAUCUGACAAACGCUUUGUCUUAGAUGAAAGGUUCAUUGAAGAUGACCAAACGGAGGAUGAAGCUGAGGAAAUCAACAGAGAUAGGGAUCCAAGUGAACCUGUUGAAGGCACACAAGGGGAUGAAAAGACAAAGCAGAUAAAGAUAUUGGAGGAUGUUCUUGGUGUAGCAAUCAUAACACAUGCAAGUAAACCUGACAAGGACAAGAAAGCUAAGCCAAGUAUGGGAAUGAUAAGAUUUGAUCCAAUGAAUCCAGAACAUGCUAAAUUUGUGGUUCCCAUGGAAGAGGUGAAACAGGAAUCCAAAAAACCUAAAAAGAAAGUAAAAGAGGUCUCUGAACCAGCUCUACUGCAGCCAGAAGUCCCAAAAGUAGAGGUUUCAAAGGAGCAGUUUUACAAAAGUGAAAUAACUAAGGAAGCUUUUGAGCAACCUGCUGAAGGAUUCAGACUUAGAAGCCUUUUCAAUAGGGAUGAUGAUGCAGGAGAGGAUGACACUGUUUCUCAAGGUAAAACGGAACAAGAUAGCUACACACCAGUACAACCUCAAAAGCAAAAAAAAGUGAAAAAUCCAUUGGAUCCUGGUGAAAAAAAUCCUUUUGUUUAUGAUUCAUCUGAAUCUGAAGCGGAGGAUGAAGAUCCCGAGAAUGACACCAAUACAGGAAAAGAUGUACCACAACUUACAGAAGUCAAGGCAGUGUGGAAAGAGAACUUAUUUUUUUCCAAAGACGACAUUCGUCUGAAAGACGGUUUGGCAUUCUUCAGUAACAUUGGCUUACACGACGCACCAAAGGAGCGAAGAGAACUUAAAUCAGUGAUGAAGAAGCGCAUCUACAACACGACACGAAAGAACCAAAUGUUCAAGAAGAAGAUUGGUGGCAGAAAGAAAUCUAUGAAAAAGAGUUACAAAAAGAAAAGCUGAUUUAUAAAAAUAUGCCAUAAACAUUGUUACAUAAAAUGUCCAUAUAUCAGA
Molecule: messenger RNA, 1912 nt
Organism: Cydia strobilella
Lineage: Eukaryota; Metazoa; Arthropoda; Insecta; Lepidoptera; Tortricidae
Gene: Nol8
Product: nucleolar protein 8
Exons: 8
Coding region: 116-1861 (581 amino acids)
Molecular function (GO): mRNA binding
Source: RefSeq, a predicted model, not a curated record